GGUAGCAGUUGUUUUGUUUAUACAACAGUGUCCUUCCCUGUUAGAGAUAGUUGAAGUGUGGCUGCCGUUAGCCGGACCCCAAAAACAGCUUAAAUUACCUUUACGGGGUAAAUUAUGUCUGUGAAACACGCCAUUAGCCGGGGGCUCGAGUUGGGCCGGUCGGUCUUUCAGCUGGGUCUCCUCAAAUCCGGUGGCCGAGUCGCAGCAAGGCUCCGAGCUGAUCGUUUCCGUGUAGGCCCGUCGGUCCGCACCGUUCAGCCUCAGGCUUUCCUGCCGUCCCGGUACCGCUAUUACCGCACCUCUCUGAAGGGCCUGGCAGCCCAGCUUCAGUCCGCCGGCUUCAGGAGGGGUUUCACCGGCGGCUCCCCGCGAAACAGGGCCGUGUUUUUGGCCUUCGGUCUCGGUGUGGGACUCAUCGAACAACAGCUGGAGGAUGACAGGAGGAGUGCGGCGACAUGUCAGGAGAUCCAGGCUGUGUUCAGCAAGAAGAGAUUCCAGAGCCCUCUCAAACCAUUCACCUCUGGACAUAAACUGGAGGAUUACAUUAUAGGGAACCAAAUUGGGAAAGGCUCCAAUGCAGCUGUGUACGAGGCCGCAGCUCAGUUAGCCCCCCCGAACGAGAGUGAGCGUAAGUGCUCCCUGGUGCAGCUGAGGGAAGAUGAAGAGGAAGGGGAGAAGGCUCGAUCUCUGACAUGCUGCUCACUCAGAAACUUUCCUCUGGCAAUCAAGAUGAUGUGGAACUUCGGGGCAGGUUCGUCGAGUGAGGAUAUACUGAAAUCCAUGUCACAGGAGCUGGUGCCUGCAGGCCCCCUGGCCUUAAAGCAAGAAAAAGAACAAAUUACUCUGGAUGGACAAUUUGGAGUCCUUCCCAAAAGAGUGUCAGCACACCCUAAUGUGAUCAGAGUGUACCGGGCUUUCACAGCGGAUGUUCCAUUGCUGCCAGGUGCCCAGGAAGAGUAUCCAGACGUGCUGCCAGCCAGGCUCAACCCUGCUGGUCUUGGCAACAAUCGCACUCUUUUCCUGGUCAUGAAGAACUAUCCAUGCACACUGCGACAGUACCUGGAAGUGUCCACACCGGGCCGCAGGCAGGGCACUCUGAUGGUGCUGCAGCUCCUUGAGGGGGUCGACCAUCUGUGCAGACAGGGCAUCGCCCACAGAGAUCUCAAAUCAGACAACGUGCUGCUGGAAUUUGACUCAGAUGGAUGCCCUCGUUUAGUGAUUACUGACUUUGGCUGCUGCUUGGCUCAGAGUGACUCAAGUCUACAGCUGCCCUUCAACAGCAUUUGGGUCAACAGAGGAGGGAACGCUUCACUAAUGGCACCUGAGGUGGUCACUGCAGUUCCAGGAUGUGGUGCAGUGAUUGACUACAGCAAAGCAGAUGCCUGGGCUGUGGGUGCCAUCUCCUACGAGAUAUUCGGGCAGCAUAACCCGUUCUAUCGAGCCGUGGGACUGGAGAGCAGGACUUACCAGGAGAAGCAGCUUCCUUCUCUACCCUCCAGCGUUCCAGCUGAUGUGCAGUUAGUGAUCAGACUACUCCUCAGGAGGAACCCAAGCAAGCGCCCCAGUGCCCGUGUCGCAGCUAACAUGCUGCAUCUCAGCCUCUGGGGACGGAAGGCCCUGGCCAAUCAGGACAGUGCAGGCAUGAGGAAGCUGGCUGAUUGGCUGCUGUGCCAGUCUGCUGUGGUUCUCCUGAAGGGCUGUAGUGGACCCAGUGGGAACAAGGUGGAGGCAGAGCUUCAGAGGAGCUUUCUGGCUAACCUGGACCUGGAGGACCUGCGCACCGCUGUGGGCUUCCUGCUGUAUGGACGAGAUCAGCGUCAGGCCUGCAUACUGUCUGCAUAGAUACACUCAAACACAUAACUUAGAGUCCUGAAUAUGGAUAGACUGGGAGCCUGGGGUUAAAUCUUGCUUUAGAAAUGAGUAAAACAUCUAUAUUUGUAAUAUUUAUAAUCUUAGCCUUUACAUCUAUUGACUAAGUAGUGGAGAAAAAGCACUGUACUCUUACACUCUUACUGUGACUGCCAGUGUAUUACUGCAUUUAUUGUGAAUUGUCAAAUAUUGUAAUUCACCUUUUUGACCUUUUUCCUGGUCCACCCUAACCCAGUGCUGUCUGUUGCUGCUGAAGUCACUGAUCUGCACUUCCCAGGAUGAGUUCUCAUAAAUAUGUGAAUUAGUUUCACUCAGAAUCACUACACAUCAGCAGGAGUUAAACAAAGUACAACUAGUGCCCCUAAUGCAGAAAGCUACAUGUCUUCUGGGUGCAAUGCAUCAUGGAUGAUCCUGAUCCUAGGCCAGAAAUGGAAGGUACCACUAGCUACUGGUAAUUCUCCCUUAAAAGUGGAUAUUUUCUUUACAAGCUCUAAUGCACUUUUUAAAUAUUUGCUAGGAAAGACGCCGCACAGCUGUUAUCUGUGUGUUUGAUGAAAAUUUGCCUGUAUAAAAGUUAUAGACUAACAAAGGCGAAGGAAAAUGCUGAUAUUUUAGAUUUAAAGUAAUAAUAUACUAUACUUGUCAGACUCUACUGUGUAGGGGGACCUUAAGUUUUACAUAUUCGCAGGUAACGCACAGAACAUAAACUGCUUGUUUGUCCAUCAAACUGUCAUCAAACUGGUUUCCAGUGGGUGUCUGUGUAAGGUUGUUAGUCGAUCACUUAUACUCCUAUUCUGCACUAUGAAAUGUAUGUAGAAGCCUCUCCAUUGUGUCACUACGUAGUAAUCACAAUGAUGAUGGGUAGCACUGAUCAUGCAGAGUAUUGACCGACCUUAUGGAUGUGGUUUUGUUGCUUUUAGUCCUGUGGUUUGCACUUUGUGUCCAUGUUUGCACUUGCUCAGAGCCAUUGGGGUGGCUUACUGGUGUUUGUUUGUUGCUAGCUUAUAUACAGUUUAGUACUGAUUAUAGUCUGGUAAAUUGAUUUGAAUGGAGUGACUUAACGUUUCACACUUCUCUAUCAUCUGUUAUCAAAACCAGUAGGUUAAGUCUACACUUUCAGUAUCUUUAAAUAUCACAUAAUCACUUACUCAGUUAGGGAUACAAGAUAAAGAGCAUGUAUAUUGUUUUCAUACAAAGAUGGGGAGAAAUAUUUUGGAUAAAUGUAGAUUUUUCUGCAGUGUUUCAGAAUAAAGGUAUCUGCCUGAAGAGA
Messenger RNA from Lates calcarifer (barramundi perch), 3139 nucleotides. RefSeq names its product PTEN induced kinase 1 (gene pink1). The transcript has 8 exons. Gene Ontology annotation, molecular function: ATP binding; protein serine/threonine kinase activity. Gene Ontology annotation, biological process: regulation of apoptotic process; protein phosphorylation; positive regulation of mitochondrial fission. Bases 115 to 1842 code for a protein of 575 amino acids. Gene Ontology annotation, cellular component: mitochondrion. The record is from RefSeq and is a predicted model, not a curated record. Lineage: Eukaryota; Metazoa; Chordata; Actinopteri; Centropomidae.